AUGAGUAUUGGCAUAAUCAAGGCCAAAUAUGCACUUUCCAAUCCCAUGUCCAAUAGUGUUCCUGGUGCUAUGCCCAUACUACUCACACUUCAGAAUCACGAAAAUGAUAGUACGACUAUGAAAAUAACUAAUUUUGCUAGAAAAUUCGAAUGAACCUAAGCUAAGCGACUCCAUUUUUAUUCCUUUCAUUAAUGAAAGAGACAGAAUGAAUAGGCUAUUUUAAGCAGAUAAAUACUCGACUCCAAGAAAAUAAAACAUAUAGUAAGUGCAGGAGACUGCCAACGAAAAAUGGAUAUAAAAUGAUCCCAUGAAGUUGAAAUUGCCACCCAAAAAACUCUCCCUAGAAGAUCGCCAUCUCAGUAAUCUUUAAUAUUUAACUAGGUAAGUAUAGAAGUAGAUCGAAUGCUGAAUUGCGAAUGAAGGUCAUUUAGGCAACCACUGAAAGAUAACACCUAUUGCUCUCUUAGGACCUAUCUAUCCAACCUUAAUUCGAGGAGUAUAAGAAAGCAGCCUAUGAGAAUAUCUUAAAUCGAAAGAAAUAAAUUCACUAAUCUCCACAAUCAAUGGCCAAGAAUUAAAGUUCUGAAAAUUUCUAGUUAUUUGCAGCAUCAGCCCUUGAUAAAUUCAAAUAAACAAGAUCUCCUUCUGUUAUUUUAGUUAAAAAAUAAAUCUAGCAAACUACCUCCAAACAUAAGCACCUGCUGAAUUUUAAAUUACCUUAGCUUAUUUAAAAAGAGUACAUCAAAUAGUUUUUGGAUAACAAUCAAAAAAUUAAAGAUUUAAUAUAAGAACAAAAUGAUGAAAAAUUUAAAUUUCCCACAGAUUUCGAACCUAAAAUAGUAGAAAUGAAAAAAUAAUUAAAAAAAAUGAAAAGCAGACUUAAAAACUGGGAUACAGAAAGAUAAGUGACAGAUAAUAAAGUAUUUUUAAAAGAAAUUGCAACUGGCCUAUUAAAUAAAUGA
Paramecium octaurelia is the source of this 962-nucleotide messenger RNA. Lineage: Eukaryota; Ciliophora; Oligohymenophorea; Peniculida; Parameciidae. The record is from the annotation of a GenBank genome assembly.